CUGUGGUAUUCAAUUCGUAUCGAAUAUCACUCCAAACAUAGGCUCUCAAAUGUUUCGUGCAGAUGGCGUCUCAUUUCAAAAUGAGUACGUUAUCAACGACGAACAGCUGCACGCUGUUCCUGCACCCUAUGAGUUGACAAUUGAUAAUAGUUUCCUUUUGUUUCGAAAAGAUUUUGAAGCAAAAUAUCGGUCGCUUCAUAAAGGUGAAAAAAUUUUUUCACCAAAUAUUUCAUCUUUAGCUUCUCAAAGUUGGAGUGAACAACCACCUUCAGUGAGAAUGUUUUUUAAACAAUUAGAAAACAAGGCCCUUAAGAAACAUAAGGAUAUGUUCCCAAAUUACCAAUAUAAACCUCAGGAUGCUAACUUCUUAAAUUCUUGGACUUUGCCACUACAAAGCGUUGAAAAUUCCGGACCAUCUCCGGAAACAAGCACUACAAACGUAUUGUAUCUUAACUCACAAGAUGACUCACAAGAUGUAGUGCACGAUAUAAACACAUUCUUUGCUAACUCACAAGAUGUAGUGCACGAUAUAAACACAUUCUUUACUAACUCACAAGAUUUAGUGCACUAUAUAAACCCAUACUUUACACCAACUGGUUUGGAUUAUUACAAUUUCCAACAUUCUGUUUCCCUACCAUACG
Molecule: messenger RNA, 641 nt
Organism: Racocetra persica
Lineage: Eukaryota; Fungi; Glomeromycota; Glomeromycetes; Diversisporales; Gigasporaceae
Source: the annotation of a GenBank genome assembly